GCUGUCUCCCAGCAGCCUGCACAGUUUCUGAUCAUAUUUGAGCGUAAAAUCGAACAAACUUCGUGGGGUUUCACGUCAAAGAGUUACGCAGCAAUCGCGCAAAGUUUUUCUUUUUUUGCGGCCACAAACUUGCAUAAAGUUUGCAGGAAGUCUGCUCGUUACCACAUUCUUCGGGGGAUUGCAAAGGGGGAGGUUUACUGAGAUUAGUGUCUUUAUGCUUUUUCACGUGAAAGAGCCUUUAUAAGGCGUCGUGGUGUUUGGAGACGGUGCUUCUUUACGCAUCGGAAAAUAAAGGAAAGGACUCGUCUUUUGUGCAAAAAGUUUUUAUCUGUGCACUUCAACAUGGCAGCAUACACGUUACCGGAGGGAUUCACGGAGUUUGACAUGUUUACAUUCGGCUCAGCUCUUCUAGUUGGGGGAAUGCUGGGAUUCUUCCUCAAUGCCAUCAGCAUCGUGUCUUUCCUCACAGUGAAGGAGAUGCGAAAUCCCAGCAACUUCUUUGUCUUCAAUCUUGCCAUUGCUGACCUCUGUUUGAAUAUUAACGGCCUCACGGCUGCUUAUGCCAGUUAUAUCAGGUAUUGGCCAUUUGGUCAGGAGGGUUGUGCCUAUCACGGUUUCCAGGGGAUGAUAUCGGUUCUGGCCUCCAUCAGCUUCAUGGCUUGUAUUGCUUGGGACAGAUAUCACCAGUACUGCACCAGACAGAAGCUCUUCUGGAGCACGACUCUGACGAUGAGUGGCAUCGUCUGGAUUCUGUCCAUCUUCUGGGCUGCUGUUCCUCUCAUGGGAUGGGGCGUCUAUGACUUUGAGCCUAUGAGGACGUGCUGCACACUGGACUACACCCGAGGAGACAGGGACUAUGUGACCUACAUGCUGACUCUGGUGGCGCUCUACCUGAUGUUCCCAGCUUUCACCAUGAUGUCUUGUUAUGAUUCCAUCCACAAACACUUCAAGAAGAUCCACCACCACAGGUUUAACACCAGUAUGCCCUUGAGGGUGAUGCUGAUGUGCUGGGGCCCCUACGUCCUCAUGUGUAUCUACGCCUGCUUUGAGAAUGUCAAGGUUGUGUCUCCAAAGCUAAGAAUGGUGCUUCCGGUUGUUGCAAAGACAAACCCUAUCUUCAACGCUCUCCUCUACUCAUUUGGAAAUGAGUUCUACCGAGGCGGCGUUUGGCACUUCCUCACCGGACAGAAGAUUGUUGAGCCAGUUGUUAAGAAGUCGAAAUAAAAGCAAACUCAAUAUGUUCUUGCAAAAUGUCAAAGACCAUCAUCUGCUCACACACUUACACACUAAGAUGCUGUAAAGUAAACAUCACUGAGCCGUUUAGAUGUCUGUACAGUUGUGUUAUUUUCAUACUAUCUGGACAGUAGCUGCAACUCGGGACAACCUCUUUGUUUAAACAGGAUUCAUUUAAGAUAAUUUAUCCUUUUUAAAGCAUUUUUUUUCUCUCCAGUAACUGGUAUCUUACCUGCUCUGCUCCUCCGUCCACAUUUAACGCUCACAAUAAACACAGAUGUUGCUGCUCUA
This is a messenger RNA of Amphiprion ocellaris (clown anemonefish), 1524 nucleotides long. It is a transcript of the gene rgrb, whose product is annotated as retinal G protein coupled receptor b. Gene Ontology annotation, molecular function: G protein-coupled receptor activity. Gene Ontology annotation, biological process: G protein-coupled receptor signaling pathway; phototransduction; visual perception. The transcript has 7 exons. Lineage: Eukaryota; Metazoa; Chordata; Actinopteri; Pomacentridae. Bases 343 to 1224 code for a protein of 293 amino acids. Gene Ontology annotation, cellular component: membrane. The record is from RefSeq and is a predicted model, not a curated record.